Molecule: messenger RNA, 194 nt
Organism: Strongylus vulgaris
Lineage: Eukaryota; Metazoa; Nematoda; Chromadorea; Rhabditida; Strongylidae
Source: the annotation of a GenBank genome assembly
AUGGACGUAUCUGAAGAAAUGGAAGAGGUCAGAGAAUUACUUUAUGAAAUGAUUAAGAAGAAUUUCCCCAUGGGAGUGUCUUCUUCUCACUUGGCUCAGAAAUACCAUGAAGAGUAUGUCAUUUUACUUCCUUUUCUUUUAUUUGGAGGUUUUAACCCAUUUCUCUUCUCUCGCUUUUAUUCAUUUUCUUAAAU